AUGGCGAAGACAAGAGGAGGAGGUCAAGUUGGUUCUCGUCGUAGUAGACGUAACCAAGGCUUGGAGGUAGAAGAGAUAACACCACAAGUUGCUCCAGCAACAACACUAAAGGUGAAUAAGAAAAGAAAAGCAAAGAAAGUGGCUACGAGCAGUAGUACUAGAAACAAGAAAGUGGCUGCUCAAGAUGAUGAGGUAGAAGAUAUUACACCGCAAGAUAAUGUGGUUGAAGAUGUAAUACCGCAAGAUGAUGCUGUUGACAAUGUAACACCAUCAUCUAUGGAGGCUGAUCAGACUGAGAAAGCAAUGUCUGAAAAUGAGAAAGAAGAUUCUGAGAUAGAAGGAGAAGCUUGUUUGACUGGACAAGAACAGCAGGAGGAUGAAGAAGAAGCUCCGAAUAUGGACGAAGCUAUUGAGAUGUGUUGGCAAUGGUCAAGAUAA
This is a messenger RNA of Microthlaspi erraticum, 438 nucleotides long. The record is from the annotation of a GenBank genome assembly. Lineage: Eukaryota; Viridiplantae; Streptophyta; Magnoliopsida; Brassicales; Brassicaceae.